Molecule: messenger RNA, 5673 nt
Organism: Argiope bruennichi
Lineage: Eukaryota; Metazoa; Arthropoda; Arachnida; Araneae; Araneidae
Product: integrin alpha-PS1-like
Exons: 25
Coding region: 10-3267 (1085 amino acids)
Biological process (GO): cell adhesion mediated by integrin; integrin-mediated signaling pathway; cell-cell adhesion
Cellular component (GO): external side of plasma membrane; integrin complex
Molecular function (GO): integrin binding
Source: RefSeq, a predicted model, not a curated record
GCUUGCCACAUGCGUUUGUCCUGUUGCGAGCAUAGUAUGGUAGCCGGCCAGCAUGUGUUUACAUCUAGCGCAGCUAACAGUGUGACCCUCCGCAACAUGUUUAAAAUGUCGUAUUAUUAUAUGUGUGUACUCUUUUGUGUUGCCAAUGCAUUUAACUUAGAACCUAGGAUACCUGUUUUUAAAUUGGGGGACAAAGACUCUUAUUUUGGAUAUUCUGUGGCCGAACAUCAGAUUUUAAAUGAAGCAAGGAACUCCGUCCAAGAACAUGUUUUGUUGGUGGGAUCUCCCCGUGCUUCAACUAGUCAACCAGGUACAAACCAUUCCGGAGCUGUGUAUAGAUGUCCGAUUACCACGUGGUUCAAAGACUGCCAGCAAAUCAAUAUAGAAAACGAAGACGAUCCUCCCGAAGAAGAUGUCAUUAAAGAUGAUCAAUGGCUUGGAGUUACUGUGAAAAGUCAAGGUCCUGGAGGCUAUGUUUUGGCCUGUGCUCACCGUUACAUCAAAAAGGGUCCUGAUUACCAAUGGGGUCUUGGAAUCUGUUAUUCUCUCAGCCAGACUUUGGCCAACCAUAGGGAAUGGGAGCCUUGCCUCAACCGUCCAGUAGCAAAAGCACACGAGCAGUUUGGUUACUGCCAGGCUGGUACCAGUGCAGACAUAUCAGAAGAUCACAAGCUAAUAAUCGGUUCUCCCGGACCAUACACAUGGAGAGGAACAGUGUUUGUCAACAGUGUGAAAUUUGGCAUUAGGGACGAUAAAACGUGGUACUAUGGACCUCUUCUGGACGACGAUGCACCUAUUGACAAAUACAGUUAUUUAGGGAUGUCCGUCACUACUGGGAAAUUUUUUGGAAAUGAAACCAGUUUUGUCGGAGGAGCUCCCAGAGGUAACGGAACCGGUCAAGUUGUAUUUUACAAGAAGAAUAAAAUGGAAUCGACAUUUUCCACUGAAGUGGUUUUAGAUGGAGAACAAUUUGCAUCAUCUUACGGUUACUCAUUGGCAUCUAUGGAUAUAAAUAGUGAUGGGUAUUUAGAUCUUAUAGUUGGUGCACCUUUUUACUAUUCAAAGGGAAUUGGAGGUGCAGUUUAUAUUUAUAUGAACUCUGAAGAAGGCAUAACACCAGAAACAGAACCCUUAAAACUGACUGGAAAAUCCGAAUCGCAGUUUGGAUUUUCUCUGGCGUCUUUGGGUGAUUUGAAUAAAGAUGGCUAUCCAGAUCUAGCAAUUGGUGCUCCGUAUGAAGAGAAAGGAGUCGUUUACAUUUAUCUAGGAUCCGAAAAUGGACUUAUUACAGAGCCUUCGCAAGUGAUUAAAGUUGAAAAUCUCGCCAAAGAAGUUCGAUCGAGAAGGGAUUUGAGCACAUUUGGCUAUUCUUUGUCUGGCGGAAUUGAUUUAGAUAGCAAUGGUUAUCCGGAUCUUCUAGUUGGUGCUUACGGAAGUGAUAGUAUCAUAUUACUUAGAUCUAGACCGAUAAUAGACAUCAUAACCCAUGUCGAAGGAAAUAUUUCUAGCAUUGAUCCCAAACAAAAAGGAUGCCCCGAGGAUAAAAAUUCAUCUCUUGUUUGUUUUUCUUUCGAAGCCUGCUUCCAGUUCAAUUCAUCAGUACUUUCUCAUGGAACCUACAUCAAACUGCGAUACAGGAUAGAAGCCGAAACUUUUACUGGAAAGAAAUAUUACCGUGCCAAAUUCAAGGCUUCUUUAGAUUCGGAAACUCCUAAUAUUGUAGAAAAAGAACUUGUCAUUCGGGGAGUUUCACUGUAUGAUCCACACUGUUCCAGACAGCUUGUCUAUUUGAAAGAAAAAACAGAUAUUCAGACUCCUAUCAAAUUCAAAUUGACUUACACCUUAAUUCAAAAAGAACCUCGUAUGACGCCAGAAGGCAGCAAAUUGCCAGAUAUUAAUUUAUAUCCCAUCUUGAAUCAACAAGAGGCAUCCAAAGUUUUUGAGGCUAAAUUCCUCAAAGAUUGUGGAGACAAUGACAUCUGUGAAUCCGAUCUACAUGUGACUGCAGAAUUAAAUCUACCCAAGCAAGAAUCUGGUAUCCCUGUUUUAUACUUGGGAGAGCAACAAGUGAACCUUUCAAUUACUUUAUACAACCAUCAAGAACCGGCGUACGAUGCCUCGUUGUAUGUUUUUCAUCCUAACACUCUAAGCUAUAUUGGUCGGAAAGUUGUGAGAGGAGAGCCAGUUGAAUGUGUGCCUCACAACAGUACUGUUCUAAAAUGCGAAAUAGGGAAUCCAAUGAAUAAGGGCGAGGUGGAAUUUCAACUUCGAUUCAGCCCAAGGAAUGUUUCUGAUGAUGAAAAACGACUCAAAUUUACUUUGAAAGCCAAUACAACAAGCAUUGAACAAAAACCUGAAGAUGAUUUUGUGUUGGUUGCCGAUAUAGUGAGAGUAGCAGAAUUAGAACUUAGAGGUGUUUCUAAUCCUGAACAAGUGGUAUAUGGGGAACAUGUUGUUCCACAAGAAGAAAUGAAAACUGGUGAAGAUAUUGGCAGCCUCGUCAUACACACAUAUGAAUUGAUAAAUUAUGGCCCUUGGAAAGCAAAAGAAAUCGAAAUUCAUGUGAAAUGGCCUUAUCAAACCGAGACAUUCACUAAAAAUGGAAAGUGGUUGUUAUAUAUGAUGGAAACCCCAAAAGUGCAAGGUAAUGGAUAUUGUGUUGUUGAUCAAUAUAUUGUAAAUCCUCUUCAACUUCAGGUAAAAAGAGAAGAAGAUCAAUUCAUUAGAGAAUUUGAAGGUGAACAUGCUAAAUCUGAAGCUCGAGUCAAACGACAAGCUCCUGAAGAAAUUAGAUUGGAUCCCAGGACCCUCAAUAUAGCUACUAUGGAUUGUGAAGAAGGAACAGCAAAAUGUCAUUAUUUCAAAUGUUAUUUCCGAGAUCUUCAACCUGACAAAAAUGUUUUAAUAAGUAUAAGAGCAAGAUUAUGGAGUCAGACUUUUGUGGAGGAUUAUGCAACAGUUGAUAGAGUAGACAUUUUAUCUCGUGCUAGUAUUUACUUGGAUCCUCAACUGGAUAUUCGUCAGAAGACAGAUAAUGAUAAAGCUAUUGCUGUUACAAAAGCUUUGCCAGAUCUUCCUCUCUAUCAGAAGCCAGAAGAGGUUCCUUUAUGGAUAAUAAUUCUAGCUGUAUGUGGAGGCCUUCUUCUUCUUAUCCUUCUCAUAUUCUGUUUGUGGAAGCUUGGAUUCUUCAAGAGAAAGAAGCCAGGUUAUAUGCCAGCUGAAAUGCAUGAUAAAGAAUUACGUGAGAAGGAAUAUAAUGGCAUAUGAAGAGAUACAUAAACUUUGUCAUGAAGAAAUCUGUGAUUUUUUUUAAUUGAAUGACAUUAAAACUUGGGCCACACUAUCAAAGACUAUGCUACCAUUUUCAAGUUUUAACUCUACAGAAGUUAUCUGUGAUUGAAUUCCUUAAUGAUUUCAAGAUAAUAACAAUCAUUGGACAAAAUUUCAAUUAACUUGUACAUAUGUAUAAAGUUUUACAGAGGAGUUCUAUGUGGUGUUAAAAUUAAAUGCUUUCUUGGAAAAUUAUUGUGUUUUCUGUUGUUUUAUUUUAGACAUAUUUUGAAUCCUUGUACAAAACAAAAUUUUUGCUUAUGUUAAGUUGGUGACAUGUAUAUUCAUUGUUAAAUAUUGUGAAAUGUUUUUCCCAACUCGACUAUAAAUAUAGCUUUAAAAUAAUUAUUUUAUAAUGCAUCUAAAUUUAGUUAUUGCUUUUUUUAAAAAUAAUUUAACUUAAGAAAUUUUUAUUCAUUUGAACUGGAAGAAGAAAAAAUUUUUUUGCUCCUAGAUAAAUUAUUACUAUUUGUUAUUUUCACUUUAUAUAAAAAUGCACUUGUUUCAAAUGAAUACGAAGAUUUAAAAGUUAUUUCCACAUUUAUUCUAAAUCUGACUAGAAGAUAUACUGUAAUUGAGGUAAUAUAUUUUCUAAUUUGUGUAGUCUAUUUUAUAAAUUUAUAUUUGUUAAAUAUUUAUAUUCUUCGAGAUAUUUGCAUUUAUUUGCUUGGUGCAGAAGCAUAAUUGAUGAAUUUAAGCAAAAAUGCUAAAAAACAAUGAAAAUGCAUAUUGAAAAUGCUAGAUUAUAUUUCAAGCUUAUCUUUUUUAUUCUUUACAUUAAAGCUUAAUGUUUAAUAUUAUAAAUUACUUUAUAUUCAGCAUCUUGAAGUUAUGAUCUUUUCGAUGUUGUUUUCCCUAAGUGCGUAAUUAUUUGGCGUCAGUAUAUAACUAAUUAAGUUAAAAAUCAAUUAAUUAAUCCAUUUUUUAUCUAGUCAUAAAAUUUUAAUGCUUAGACUUUUCACCGAUGGCAAUUUUUUACAUCUUUAAAAUCGUUUUUUGUUAUUCAUGUUAAUAAUAAAUAUAAUAAUUUGUUAUGCUGAUAAUUUACUCAAAUAAAUUUUUUUUAUUUAUUCUGCACUGUUAACUCUGAAAUUCUCAACCUUUAACAAGUGCCAUUUUUAUGUCCAGGAUGAACCUGACAUUAAUUUCAAUUGUACUUAUUUUCCUGUUAAAAUGUUAUUCUCCGUAGCUGAAAUGAUGCACAUGCAUUCGAGUUCAUUGAAAUCAACAAAAUGAAUUCAUCAAAUAUCAAAUACGUUUAUAUAGUUAAAAACAAUAUAUUCAGGACCCUAUAAAUAAGUGUAAGAGAGUGUGUCCUCAUAAGACGUAAAACAUAAUAAUGGGGAAAGAGGAUUGUAUAGUCUUUUUUUUAUAUUUUUAUAAGACAACUUUUUAAAAAAAUUGAAUACAUAUUUUUAUUUAAAUUUAUUAAAUUUUUACAUAAUUCAUGAAUGCUUUUGACCAUAUCAAAUUUAAAGUGAAUAUUUAUACAUUAGAGAAAUAUUUGAAGUAUUUAUGCACUGAUUUCUGUUCAAUUUUAUUCUCAUUUAUUUUUCUCUAAUUGAAUGUGUAUUUAGAAACUAAUAUGCAUAUUUAUUUUGGCUUAAUUUCAAGAAUACUGAGCAUAACUAUAAUAAAUAAUUAAUAUAUUUAAAAAUAAUGAAAUAUUUUCAUGUCAUUAAAUUAUUAUUUAUUUCAUCAAAAUAAUCUGGCACUCAUGGAUGUAUUGAUUGUGUUUCCAAUUGCAUAACUUUUUGUGGAUCUGUCAUGAAUUUUAUUCCAAAUACUUUUUCAAGUAUUGUAAUCAUACUUAAUUAGAAAUAAAUAUUAAAAUUAUUGUAUCAAAAGCAAACAUAAAUAAACUAAUGAAUUUAAAUUAAAACUAUAAUAAUGAACUGUAAAUGUACUUAUGGCAUGCAUAUUCUCAGCAUAAUUACUUUGUCUACUUCAUUUAGGCACUUGUACCACUUAAUGAAUUUAAAUUAAUAAUGUCGACUAUGUACAUACUUGCAUUUUCGCAUCAAAUAAGCAUGGAUGAAUGAUGUCUUGUCUUCCUCCAUGCUUACAAAGAGCUUCAUCUUUCAGUUAUUUAUUGACAUACUGUGUUUGGAACCCAGUGAUUUGUACAUACAUUUCCCCUUAUUUGUAUCAUAUGAAAUGUGUUUUCUUAAUGUUCAUUAGUAUCAUUGCUUGCAUUAUAUAUCCUUUAUAAUUGUUACCUAAAUUGUUCAUUUAUUGAAAUUGUGCAAGUUGGUGUAUUUCGUUUAGUAGAGAAAUUUGUCAAUUAUGUUUGGUUGUGCUUGAAAUAUGAAAUUUAAUAAAGAUUGUAUGCUUGUGUAAAAA